CCCUCAGCUAGCUAAACACACACAGCAGCCGAGGCAGAGAGAACAGAGCAGAGAGAUGAGAGCUGUCACUACACGAAACAAGCCAGUCCUCCUUCGCAUAACUCCACGAAUAAAAAGCAAGGCGCAGCAAUCCUUUAAGCAACUGUAGGUUUUUUUCUUCACAGAGACGAAUAGACCCCCUUUUGGUUCCGUUUACCUUCAAUACCGUCUAUCCAAACAAACACCUGCUUGAGGAGUUCUUUAUGCUCGGAUAAGCCACUUCACCAAGGGACUAUAAUUCCUAUGAUAAUAAUGCUUCCUAGCCCUGUUAUUUCUGCCUCCACCACGCCGUUCUCAGUCAAGGACAUACUGAAGUUGGAGCUUCAGCAGCAUGCUCAACAACAGCGACUUGCCUCACACCUUGGGCCGCCCCAUGAGAGCUCUCACACGGGUCCACAGCAGCACCCUUACACCCUCCAGUCGCCCCCGUCUUGUAUGCUGGCCGGCAGGGACAGCCCCAGCCCCGGGCUCUCGGAAGAAGAGGAGAGGAUGGCCUACCUGAGUAGUCUGACGGUUCAGGAGCGGCUGAUGGAGACGGGUCUAGCCGGGGAGAGAUUCAUUUCCCCGGGGCUGCAGGGACAUUCAGCCGACACCAGCCUGGAGGUUGAGCAAGAGGACAUAGACGCCAAAUCUUGUGGUGCAAUGGGGGUGAGGGCCUGUGAGGAGUCCCCGCAGGCACACUCGGACUUGGAGAGACUCCCAAAACAGCAGAGGACCCGGCGGAAACCGCGCGUGCUCUUCUCCCAGGCGCAGGUGUUCGAGCUUGAGCGGCGCUUCAAGCAGCAGCGUUACCUAUCCGCCCCCGAGAGGGAGCACCUGGCGAACACUCUGAAACUGACCUCCACACAGGUCAAAAUCUGGUUCCAGAACAGGAGGUAUAAGUGUAAACGGCAGCGGCAGGACAAGACCCUAGAAAUGGCCGGACACCCUCACCACCUUGCCCCACCUAGGAGAGUGGCAGUCCCGGUGCUGGUGCGGGAUGGGAAGCCCUGCCUGGCUGGAUCUCAGAACUAUAAUACAUCCUACGGUGUUGGAGCGGCCAGCCCCUAUAGUUAUAACGGCUACCCGGCUUAUUCUUACCAUAAUCCAGUGUAUACUAACACAUACUCAUGCACGUACUCUAGCCUGCCUGCUCUAGCACCCAACUCUACUGCUAACGCUUUUAUGAAUAUGGGUCUGGCGAACCUGGGCGCGUCGCAAUCUCAGGCCCAAACACCGCAGGGAACAGGCUGCCAAGGAACUCCGCAGGGCAUUCGGGCCUGGUAGAUGAAUGUGAUGAUCUGCUUGUUGAUUAACAGUUGAUCACGUCGAUCACUUGCCUACAGUAUUUUGAGGAUAAGGGAAAACCUGUCUGUGUCCCAUGCAGCGAAAUAGAAGGAUUUCUCAUUGAAAUAUAUUAGUUGUUUCCUCAUCAACGCGGUAAAAAUACUGUUGGAUACAGAUAUAUACUAUGGCAACAUUGCAGACGGACUAAAACGCGUGCGCAACCGUGCGUAAUAUGGCCUAAAAGCUGUUGGGUGCUUGUGAACCAAGGAUGUGAAUGGCAAACAUUGGCAAUGAUUAUAUCUGAGCUCUUUACAUCAGAAAUAUGACUUUACCAGUAGCCUACUUGGUCUUUACCAGUGAAAACAUUAUUCUUCAACAACAUAGCAGAAACUCCUUAAAUAAAAGAUCGAACAUG
Messenger RNA from Salmo salar (Atlantic salmon), 1720 nucleotides. Its product is annotated as homeobox protein Nkx-2.5. Lineage: Eukaryota; Metazoa; Chordata; Actinopteri; Salmoniformes; Salmonidae. Gene Ontology annotation, cellular component: nucleus. The record is from RefSeq and is a predicted model, not a curated record. Gene Ontology annotation, biological process: cell differentiation; regulation of transcription by RNA polymerase II. Gene Ontology annotation, molecular function: DNA-binding transcription factor activity, RNA polymerase II-specific; RNA polymerase II cis-regulatory region sequence-specific DNA binding.